This is a messenger RNA of Globicephala melas (long-finned pilot whale), 5027 nucleotides long. RefSeq names its product transmembrane protein 192 (gene TMEM192). The record is from RefSeq and is a predicted model, not a curated record. Gene Ontology annotation, cellular component: late endosome; lysosomal membrane. NCBI's taxonomy places the organism in Eukaryota, Metazoa, Chordata, Mammalia, Artiodactyla, Delphinidae.
GAGGACUGGGGAAAAAAACACUCAGAAAGACCAGAGGGAGCAGUACUGUCAUGCAGGGCCAGGAGUAGUGCCUGUUCUUCCAGCCAGACUGGAAACCUCAUAAUCACAGGGUAUUAGGUUUUCAGAAAGGUCUUGCAUCACUUGUGGGGAAUAAUUAGCACUAGACCAAACAUGGUAUGGUCCCACCUAAGAAAGCACCUUAAAAGAAAGACCAAAAAGAUCAAACUGUUUCAAGUGACUUAACUGAAUCCCAGAACAAAGCUCAGUAAUAUAGGAAUACAAAAAUGUCCAGCACCCAAAGAGAUAAAUUUUGCAAUGUCUGGCAUCCAGUCCAGAAUUACCAGGCACUGCUAAUUAUGUGAUUUAGCGGAGGUGUUAGGUAAUGCUAUGGUGGUAAUCAUUUUGCAAUAUAUAACUGUAUCAAAUCAACUCAUGGUAUGCAAACUUACACAAUGUGACAUGUUAAUUAUAUUUCAAUAAAGUGGAAAAAAUGGUCAAGCAUGCAAAGAGGCAGGGAAAUAUGACAUAAUGAGUCAAUUAAAACUGAUUCAAAAAUGACAUGCUAGAAAUAGCAAACAAGGACAUUUAAAAAAAUUAUUAUAACUGUUUUCUAUAUGUUCCAAAGGUUAAAAAGACACAUGGGAGAUAUAAAACAAACCCACUCAAACUUGCAGAAAUAAAAACUACAAUGUCAGAUGAAAAAGGAACAGCAUUGAGGCAUCAGAGAAGGCAGCAUUUUUGCUAAGACAGACACUUGACAGGUGGGGAGGGAUGAAGAGGCACAGAGACUGGAAGGAUGGCCUGGAGAGGUUCAUGGACAUUAGUUAAGGGAAGAGCCGUAGAGGUGGGACAGCCUCUAACUGAGAAAGCUAGAAACAGAGGAGUCUUGAAGAGAUUAGAAAUCAUCAGAAUUGCUCCAUGAGUUAUGGCAAACUAAACAGGAAGCUAUCUAGGCAUUGAAUAAAAAAAAUUGCAGCAGCAUUGAAUGCCUGGGAGUGGAAAUUGAGAAGCCCAUUCCAGAUCUGAUCAUUUCCCAGAUUGCUGUAUUAUCUUUUUAAUCCUGGUGCACAGCAGCCUGCCCUUACACCAUUGGUCCCCCUCUCUACCCCUUCCAAAGUGAAGAGCCCAUAUCCUCUGUCUCCAAAUCCAAUUCUCAGGCUUCCCCUUUUCCCACUAAAUUUUCAUUUCCCUCUUGUUCUAGUGCAAUUAUCUAACCUAAAUUUUUUGCAUCAUUUGUGCUAUUCAUUUGCUAAUUUAUUAUGUACUGCCCCAUAAUAUGCCACACACUGUAUUCUAUUUUGCAUUCUUAUAUUGUUCAAUCCUGCAUGCCUUUAUCCUAACCUCCCCGAUGAAAAUGUCAUCUCCUUUUGAAUAGGGACUGUGUCUUACAUUCUUUUAUCUCAGGAACAGUUUUCAGUAAGGCUCUGAGACUGAGAGAUUGUUUUAUGCACCAGAUACCUAAGAUGCUGUUCCUGUCAAGACCCUAACUUUAAACAUGACUAACAAGAUUUUGAGGUUGCAGCUCAGCCUUUGCUGGCUACUUCAGUGACAUGGCAACUAGUUGUUUUCAUUGAGAAUCUGGUAUCUACAAACUGAAAUCUCGAGGGUCUAUCAGGGUAAUCUGUUUCUAUUAACACUCUAACAUAUUUCUCUCAUGAUUGAAAGUUUGUUUAAGACCUCUUAGUAAUGCCUCAACCAGCUUUCCAAAAUUUUGUGGAACACCGAGAUAUAGUUUAAGAAUUGCAAUCAUAUGUAAUUUUUAUCAAUAAUAUAAAUAAUGUUGGGGACUACCCUGGUGGUCCAGUUGUUAAAACUGCGCUUCCCACUGCAGAGGUCACGGGUUUGAUCCCUGGUAAGGGAACUAAGAUCCCACAUGCUGCACGGCACAGCCAGAAAUGGUUCCUUGGAUCUCAUCCAAAGUAUUGAAGAUGAUCCCCUUCUGGACACCCAGCAUCUCCCACAUCACUCAUUACACGCUCAUUUUAGGCCCAGAUUCCAGGCUCUUCCUACAGUCAUCAUUGCAAAUCUUCUCUUGUUGAUACAUAUUGUGUUUGUUAUUUUAGCAUUUUUAACAGGUGUGCUUUGUUCUUACCCCAAUCCAAUUGAGGACAAGUGCCCAGGAAACUAUACCAACCCAUUGAAAGUUCAGACAGUCAUAAUCCUCGGAAAAGUUAUUUUGUGGAUUCUGCAUUUCCUCCUUGAACGAUACAUCCAGUAUCACCACAGCAAAGUAAGAAACCGAGGCUAUAACAAGAUCUACCGGUCAACAAGGCAUCUUAAAAGCCUUGCGCUGAUGAUACACUCCACUGGCAACACGGCGCUACUCUUCCUGCUCUGCCUGCAGCACUCCUUCCCCGAGCCCAGCGCGCUGUACCUGGACCUCAUUCUGGCCACCCUGGCCGUGGAGCUGGUCUGUUCCCUGACGUGCCUGCUCGUGUACACAGUGAAAAUUCGAAAAUUUAAUAAAGCCAAGCCACAGCCUGAUGUACUUGAAGAAGAAAAAAUCUAUGCUUACCCCAGCAAUAUUACCUCGGAGACUGGAUUCAGGACUCUCUCAAGCCUGGAAGAGAUUGUGGAGAAGCAAGGAGACAUCAUAGUGUACCUGAAGCGGCACAAUGCCCUGCUCAGCCAGCGUCUGCUGGCCUUCACGUCCUCUGACCUCAGCUCUCAGCCAAGUGGGAUUUGACAGCAAUUCCAGAGGAGCCAGAGUGAUUUAGACUGACCGGCUACCUGACAAGCUGUCUUAGGGAAAUGUAGCUUUGCCAAGUAACAUUCUACAAUUUCUGUUGGAAACCUGAAUUUGGUUCUCACCUGUGUGGCUGUUUAAUAAGUUGGACUCGCGGAUCAUUUGAAAGACAUUUUGUAGCGCCUCGCGAACUCAAGGGGAAUGUCUGUUUUGCACAUUUUGAAAUUAUUUAACUGCCUGGUUUAUCCUAGGAUCAAAGGUAUAGAUUAAACAUCUCCUUGACCAGCACUUCUUCCAUACUUAUUGGGACCUGGUAAUAAUUUGGCUUUUUAUAGAGGAAGUCUAAAAUGACAACCUAUUUACAACUGGGCUUGAGUUUUUCCCACUUUUAUACUGGUGAGAGAAGUCAUCAUUUCUCAUGGUUAGUGUUUUUUCCCAUGGAGCCUUAUGUAUUUUAUAUGCUUGUGUGGUAUUGGAUAGCCUUGGCCCUUAUGGCUUUUAUAAGAAUUUCGUCACUGUAGGACCAAGGUCUCACUGGAUGAUUUACUUUGCAGCCCCUACAGGUUUCCAUUCUCCAGAAAUAAGAUUUGAAGAUUACUUGGACCAGCAUUAGACCGACCAGUGCUGCCUGUGAAAGCAGGAGCGCCUGCCAUUGGCAGCAGCUGAAAUAAUUAGAGAAGACUUCGGGCUUUCUCUUUAUUUUGGCCCUUCUUUGAGAGGUAGCCAUGUAUUUCAGUAUUGACUGUCUUUGGAUUAAUAAGUUCAGUGACAGGAAAGGGGUCUUCUGUAGCUUUAAGUUUGAAAGAAAAAAAGAAUAUGUUUUUUAGUCUUGGAUUAUACUUAAAAAUUAUGAUGAAAAAAAUGUCAUAUCAACAUAUAUAGAUAUUAAACAUAUCUAAUUCUCUGGAUAAAAUGAAGCAUAUUUAUGAAUAAAUGGCAUUGUUUCUCCAGUUUUCCUAGCAUGGCCUUUUCAUGUAUCAGUUUGCUUUUGGCACCUUUACAUGCUGCCUCAGAAAGCCUUCUGUGUGAAAGCUUAACAUGAGAGAAGGGGAUAUGUGUGAUUAUGUAUGCUGCUGAAUUUCUUUUUUAUUUAGCUGAAUAAUCAAUAUUUGAUUUAAAAAUCCUUGAGCUGUACAUAACUAUUUGGCAAGGGAUGUGUUCAUUGAGUCAUACCAUACAUCUGAAGGGCAAACAUCUGUUUCCUUUAGAUACAGCCAUUGCAGAGCAUUCUCAAGGUUUUCUGCUGAGGUCAAGGUGAUUGUGUGUCACCUGUAGUCAAAACCAUUGAGUCCCAAAUUGAAAACAUUCACAAACUAAAGCCAAAAUUGUAUUUUUAAAGUUAAGAUUGUAUCCAAGUUUCCUGACUUUUCCUUCCUCUCUUUUUUUCUUUUUUCCUUCCUUUUUAAUAUGUCUCAAAGCCAUUGCCUUCUGUGGAAACCUGUCUCUAUGUUCUGGAAGAGCUUUUGCCUUUAGCUGUUUUCCUUAGGGAAAAUACAUGUGGUAGAUGGUUAAUUCUCAUUUACUUUUAAAUUCAGUUUGGAUCUACAGUCAGUUUCUAAGGUUUAUGUGAUGAACAUUGGUUUACAGAGAAAGGUCUAGUUAAAAAGUUAGAAUACUCAAGUUCCGAUGGGCUGUCUGUAUAAUCACCAACACUCUUUUCUAAACUCAGUACUGAACAUUUCAAACAAUAAAAGAAAAUGAAAGAAAGGAAUGAACAAAACAAUUUAAAUGUUAAUCAUUCUGCGCACCAAGUAGAUACUGUGCUAGCACCGUGGAUACAAAAAUUAAUAAGACAGUCCUAGCUUGUAGCUUACAUUCUAAGGAGAGGACUGGGAUUUCCGGGCUCUGUCCUAAGUGAAAUGAUGACACUAAGCCCAGAGUGCCAUAGGGGCUCCGGCUCAGAGAGUUUCCUGGGGGGAAAGGCUUUAGGUAUUCCAGGGAAAUUUAUGAGUAAACAAGAAGGUCGAACAGCUACAGAUGAUCAUCUGCACUGUGUAUAGCUUGAGCCCAAAGGGUGGUGCUGGACAUGGGAGGAGGAACGACCAGUGGCAGAUUCUGGGGACCCUAACACUCUCUAGGCCAAGGGGCCUCCAGUGGAAUGGGGCCCACUGAAGUGUUCUAGGCAAGGAAGUGGCAGUCGGUUUUAGUUUCAGAAGGAUCAGACUGCCAGUGUGGUGUAGGAAAGUGGGUGGCAGAGUAUGUGGAGCUGAACUAGGGCAGGUAAAGUAACAUUUUAUCAUGGGUAUAUAUGUAUAUGUCUGUAUUGUAUUUCUGUAUUGUUAAUUUGGGGAUUUUAUUUCAAAUGACAAUAGCAUCAUGACUUGCUGAAUUUCUUUGAAUA